Molecule: messenger RNA, 3092 nt
Organism: Juglans regia (Persian walnut)
Lineage: Eukaryota; Viridiplantae; Streptophyta; Magnoliopsida; Fagales; Juglandaceae
Exons: 1
Source: RefSeq, a predicted model, not a curated record
UCUGAGGCUAAAGAUUUCAUUUUGAAAAACAAAACAGAAACCCCAUUUGCUUUCCAUUCUAGUUUGAAAGAUUUUCAGUGGAAAGAGAGGAAGAAAGGCAUUCAUAUGUCACUAUGGAACCCUAUAACUCACUGUGCUGCUAUAAUCAAGAACAAGAAGAGCAGGAGGAGAGAUGGUUCUGGUCUGACCGAGGAGGGGAAGAGAAGGCCAUCGAUUCUCCGGCAAUUGCAGGAGAAUAAGCUCAGAGAGGCUCUUGAGGAAGCAUCUGAGGCUGGCUCUCUUUCUAAAUCACAAGACAUUGAUUCCUCGGAGCCUUCGAACCAAGAGGGUGGUGGCGGUCUUGGGCGCUCGAGAUCCCUUGCUCGCCUCCAUGCCCAGAAGGAAUUCUUGCGUGCCACUGCUCUCGCUGCGGACCGGACCUUUAGCUCUGAGGAGCGCAUUCCUAGCUUCCAGGAUGCCUUCAAUAAGUUCCUUACAGCGUACCCCAAGUUUCAAUCCACCGAAAAGAUUGACCAGUUGAGGUUGAACGAGUAUUGCCACCUAACCGAGUCGUCCGCAAAGGUAUGCCUUGAUUACUGUGGCUUUGGCCUCUUUUCGUAUCUUCAAACUCAACAAUAUUGGGAGUCAUCGGCAUUUACUUUGUCCGAGAUAACUGCGAAUUUGUGCAACCAUGCCCUUUAUGGAGGUGCCGAGAAAGGUACCGCGGAAGACGAUAUCAAGACUAGGAUUAUGGAUUAUUUAAACAUACCUGAAAAUGAAUAUGGGCUUGUUUUUACUGUGAGUAGAGGUUGUGCAUUUAAGUUGCUUGCUGAGUCUUACCCUUUCCAAACAAACAAGAAGCUUUUGACCAUGUUUGAUCAUGAGAGCCAGUCUGUGAAUUGGAUGGCUCAGAGUGCCAAGGAGAAAGGUGCUAAGGUUCACAGUGCCUGGUUUAAAUGGCCUACCAUGAAACUCUGCUCCAGGGAGCUGAGAAAGAAAAUUGCAAGUAAGAAGAGGAGGAAGAAGGAUUCUGCAGCCGGGCUUUUUGUAUUUCCUGUACAGUCGAGGGUAACUGGGGCCAAGUAUUCUUACCAGUGGAUGGCACUUGCUCAGCAAAACAAUUGGCAUGUAUUGCUUGAUGCUGGGUCAUUGGGUCCCAAGGACAUGGACUCUCUUGGGUUGUCCCUCUUUCGGCCAGAUUUUAUUAUCACCUCGUUUUACAGAGUAUUUGGCUCGGACCCAACUGGAUUUGGAUGCCUUUUGAUAAAGAAAUCUGUGAUGGGAAGCCUACAAAACCCAUCUGGACAUACUGGGUCAGGAAUGGUGAGGAUCCUCCCGGUUUUCCCCCAGUACCUUAGUGACUCCAUGGAUGAUGUUUUGGCUGGAACCGAAAAUGAUGCAUUAAAUGUCAAUGAAGAGUCUAUCCCCGAAACACAUGGGGGGUCGCAGAUGCCUGCAUUUUCAGGUGUCUUCACUUCCAACCAGGUGAGGAAUGUCUUUCAGGCUGAGGCAGAACAAGAUAACAGCUCAGACAGGGAUGGCGCUAGCACUUUAUUUGAGGCUGAUAGCAUUUCAGUUGGAGAGGUUAUGAAAAGUCCAGUUUUCAGUGAGGAUGAAUCUUCAGAGUAUUCAUACUGGAUCGAUUUGGGUCAGAGUCCAUUUGGGUCUGAUAAUUCUGGCCAGUUGUCAAAACAGAAAGCAGGCUCACCUUUGCCACCGUUGUGGUUUUCUGGCACAAGAAGCAAUAAGCGACUCUCUCCGAAACCAACGUCGAAAUUAUCAAAGAGCCCAAUAUAUGAUGACAGGAGGGUAAACCUCAAACUGCAUGAGGAUCCUGUGUUGUCCUUCGAUGCUGCUGUGUUAUCAGUGUCUCAGGAACUUGACCAUGUUAAGAAGAUUCCUGAAGAAGAGCAGUUUGUAGAAUCAGAUGCCUCUCGAAUUAGUGAAUAUUACGCAGAUUCCCAGCAAGUUGAGAUCCAAGAAGAGCAAGUGCAGAGUGAUACAAUGUUGAGUUCUACUGCAGAUGAAUCCAGACUCAAGAACCAGAAUUCCAGCCUUCAGCCUGGUAAUCGUGAGCAUUCCUCAACCUCUGAAAUACAUCCAGAAGUGAAAGAAAGUGCUAUAAGGAGAGAAACAGAAGGUGAGUAUAGACUGCUUGGAAGGAGGGAAGGUAAUCGAUUUGCUGGUGGUAGAUUUUUUGGUCUUGAAGAUGGUGACCGAGUUGCGAGCAUGGGCCAUAGGGUCUCUUUUAGCAUAGAAGAUAACCAAAAAGAAGAUUUGAACCGUUUGUUUGUGUCUGGAGAAGCAUCUAGGACUACCCUUGGUGAUGAUGAGUCUGUAAGUGAUGGUGAAUAUGGUAACGAGCAAGAGUGGGGAAGGAGGGAGCCUGAGAUAAUUUGUCAGCAUCUUGACCAUGUUAAUAUGUUGGGUUUGAACAAAACUACCCUCAGACUGCGGUAUAUGAUCAAUUGGCUUGUUACAUCAUUACUUCAACUUCGGUUACCUGGUUCAGAUGAAGGCAACGGAGAGCCGCUUGUGCAAAUAUACGGCCCUAAAAUUAAAUAUGAAAGGGGUGCGGCUGUAGCUUUCAAUGUGAGGGAGGGCAGUGGAAGAGGGCUUGUUCACCCAGAAAUUGUACAGAAGUUGGCUGAGAAACAUGGCAUUUCUCUUGGAAUUGGUAUACUUAGUCACGUUCAGAGAGUGGAUGGUCCAAAACAGCAUUGCAGAUUUGACCUUGAUGAUACAGCCUUGUGCAAACCAAUGGCUAAUGGCUGCCAAGAUGGUAAAAAUAUGUUCUUCAGAGUUGAGGUUGUUACUGCAUCACUCAGUUUUCUUACCAACUUUGAAGAUGUAUAUAAGAUGUGGGCUUUUGUGUCCAAGUUUCUUAAUCUGUCAUUUGUUGAAGGGGAUGAAUUAUGUACAGUCCCAGAAAGUUAGGAUUCGGAGCUUGUAUCCAUAUAUGUUUUUGUUUUCAUUUUGAAGAUACAGCAACCCCCACACCAACGCUUUUAGCUCUGUGGGGUUGGAAAUGCUGGAGCUUUAACCUUUCUGUAAUGAAAUCUGAGACAGUGAAUUAGUGGGAGAUGUUGAAGCAAAGAAACAAUCGAAGGAAA